AAUUUUGGUAGGAAACUUUUGAUUGGAAAAUUCGAGAAGAAAAGAAAAGAAAAGAAAAAGAGGGUGGGAAGGAAGGAAGGAAGUUUGGUUACCUGUUUGGUUACAAACGCAGACGAAACCUCUCCUCCUAUUCUUUUAAGCUUUAUAGAUCUUUUCUCAUCUACUUUCUCUGUAAUUUGAUAAUUUCUACAGAAUAGGAGUCCAAUUCACAGAUUGCGGGUAUGCGAUUACGCCGUGCGUAUCGGAGUUGCACGUUAGCAGUUGUUUGAGCCAGAGAACUCCUCCUCUCCCCACCAUUUCCCCUCUCUCCCUCUCUCUCCCUCUCUCUCUCGCUCUCUCUCUUACGCAUUAACAGAGAAGCUGAGAAGAGGAAGGAAGGAAGAAGAGGAGGUUAGAAUGGAUAGUCUGUGUCUCAAAGCGACAGGGAUUCACGGAAUGUCUUCUGGGUCGGCGAUCGGUGGUGGGAUCGCAGACGUCCGGACAAAUCCGUCUCAGGUGAGCGCCGUGGGCCGCGGGGCCGCCGCAACCGCAUCCGCCAAUGCGAUCUCGGUGGAGAAAACGUCGACUUCGUCGUCUUCGAGGUUCUUUUUCGGGUACCCUUUGAGGUCGCUGUGGCCCGGAGGAGGUCGAGGAAGGUCCAACGGAAUGGCGGUCGAAGACGCUGUUUUGGUGGACGAUGGACAGGUAGAAGGCGGCGAGAGUGAAGCAAUGGCGCCGGAGGGUCAAAACGGGAACUGGGUUUUGAAGAUUCUUGAUGUACGGUCGCGAUGGGCGGAGCAGCAGGGGAAGGGGGGUGGCGUUGAAGAUUUGGCGAAGGAAGGGAGCAGUGGAUGUGAUCAUGGUGGUGGUGAUCAAGAAGAAGAAGAAGAAGAAUGUGAUGUUUGUAGGGUUAAUGAGGAGGAGGAGGAGGAGGAGGAGGAGGAGGAGGAGAGAAAGUUUGGGUUUGAUAGGGAUUCGUUCUCGAAGCUGCUUCGAAGGGUGACAUUAACGGAAGCCAAACUGUAUGCUCAAAUGUCGUAUCUUGGGAACUUGGCUUACAACAUUCCCCAUAUCAAGCCUAGAAAUCUCCUUAGAUAUUAUGGAUUGCAUUUCGUAACUUCAUCACUGGAGAAGAAAAACAAGGAACUAUUGACGAAUUCUGAGAAGGAUCAGAAGUGUGCUGAAGCUACAGAAGCAGAGGAGAUUUCAAAGGGAGUGGUGGAAGGCAAGGAGCAGACAAAUAUUGGAUAUAGAAUCAGUGCAUCUGCUGCGUAUCAAAUUGCUGCGUCGGCUGCUUCUUAUCUGCAUUCUCAUACGAGAAGUAUACUUCCUUUCAAAUCUUCUAAAGACAAGGCCGUUGAAGAUUUGCCAGAUGGAGGCAACAGAGAAAAUGAUGAUGUCAAUAUAAUGAAUUCCGAGGUUGCUUCUUUUAUGGCAACCACCGACUCGGUGACCGCUGUAGUUGCUGCAAAGGAGGAAGUCAAGCAGGCUGUCGCAAACGAUUUGAACUCAUCACACUCGUCACCCUGUGAGUGGUACAUAUGCGAUGAUGACCAGACAGGGACAAGAUUCUUUGUCAUUCAGGGGUCCGAGUCACUGGCUUCAUGGCAAGCAAAUCUACUUUUUGAGCCUAUUCAAUUUGAGGGACUCGAUGUUCUUGUGCAUAGAGGUAUAUAUGAAGCUGCCAAAGGGAUCUAUGAACAGAUGCUGCCUGAAGUCCAAGCCCAUUUGAAAUCUCGUGGUGACCGAGCAACCUUCCGUUUCACAGGGCAUUCUCUUGGGGGAAGUCUGGCCCUGCUUGUAAAUCUCAUGUUGCUGAUACGUGGCGAAGUGCCACUUUCUUCCUUACUUCCUGUCAUUACGUUUGGUGCACCAUCCACCAUGUGUGGAGGUGACCAUCUGCUUCACAAGCUUGGGUUGCCUCGGAGUCACGUUCAGGCAAUCACAAUGCACCGAGACAUUGUACCUCGAGCAUUCUCUUGCAAUUAUCCUAACCAUGUGGCAGAAUUACUCAAGGCUGUCAAUGGAAAUUUCCGUAAUCAUCCUUGUCUCAAUAACCAGAAGCUAUUGUAUGCCCCAAUGGGGGAGCUUCUAAUUCUACAGCCGGAGGAGAAAUUCUCCCCACACCACGAUCUUCUUCCUUCGGGUAAUGGUCUAUAUCUUCUAAAUUGUCCACCAUCAGAUGCCGCUGAUGCAGAGAGGCUGCUUCGGGCUGCACAGUUGGUGUUCCUAAACUCACCACACCCACUCGAGAUCUUAAGAGACCGCUCUGCAUAUGGUUCCGAAGGAACCAUUCAGAGAGACCAUGACAUGAACUCGUAUGUGAAGUCAGUGCGGGGGGUGGUCCGGCAGGAGCUCAACCGCAUCAGGAAGACCAAGAGGGAGCACCGGCGAAAGGUCUGGUGGCCUCUCUUGAUACCACGCGGCAUCCAGGCUGGAGUUAUCGUGGAGAGGCCCCAUGUGACACUGAACAAUGCAAGACAUGACCAGUUCAACUUCUCUGGAGUUCUACAGACAGGGAGGGAGUCCUUGAAAAGGUUCAGCAGGCUUGUUGCCUCUCAGCACAUGCAUCUGCUGGUUGUGUUCUCAUUCCCUGCAAGGUACUUGCUCUUGGGGACAUUCAGUGGGAUUAGGUUUUUCCAUUGACUGGGGUUUUAAAAGGGUUUUGGGCAUGUGAUGUGGUGUGAUGUUCCUUUGUUUAGGGGUUGGGUUGGGCUGUGUUGUGCUGUACAAUGUAAAGGUGCAGGCACAGCCCAUGCACAUGGCUGGCAUUGAUUAUGGAUAGAUGAUUGAUUCUUUAUUCAUUGCUUUCAGAAAAGCAUCUCAUGUUUGCUGUUUCUCCCUAUGGGGAGGCUCUCAAAAAGGGUGUGUAGAAGAAAACAACAUUUGAAUAUAAAUGGAAUCAAAAGAAUACUACAUUAGUCA
Molecule: messenger RNA, 2904 nt
Organism: Malania oleifera
Lineage: Eukaryota; Viridiplantae; Streptophyta; Magnoliopsida; Santalales; Ximeniaceae
Product: phospholipase A1 PLIP2, chloroplastic-like
Exons: 5
Coding region: 397-2625 (742 amino acids)
Biological process (GO): lipid metabolic process
Molecular function (GO): glycerophospholipid phospholipase A1 activity
Source: RefSeq, a predicted model, not a curated record